CUAUGCAAUAAUCAGCACUUUAUCUGACCCAACCAUGUGGAACUUUCAAAUGUUACCAAGUAUUCGGCCCCACCAAAUCCUGGCGGCAGCUCAGGUACAUGGAUCCAUGCAUAAUCUUUGUGUUACGUGGCUACCCAUGCCUGCCAUGCUUUCAUCAUCUUACCUAACUUUACUUUACCUAACUUCAUCUUACAUACUUCGCUCAAGCUGGACUACGAGUGACUUACUACUAGACUUUAACGCUAUACCAGUAGCAAGUUACUGACAUGAUCCGGCAUAAUCUGUUUACAUAUCUUUGUAGUCGUUUCUUAAUAUGAGAACCUCAGCGGAUGCUCCUCUGAUCUCGCAUCGGGACGAUGAGUUUGAUGAUGAAUCCCGCUCGGACCUUGGUGACACUGAGGAUGUAAGCACCGAGUGGCCGGCCGGCCGGCCAGGGCUUUUCAUGUGGCUAUUAACUCUAUCCGCCGGCAUUAGUGGACUCUUGUUCGGAUACGACACAGGAGUCAUCUCGGCUACCCUGGUGUCGAUAGGCACAUCGCUCUCCGACCGGACACUGAACUCCCUCGACAAAUCCGUCAUUACAUCGUGUACCUCGCUGUUUGCCCUCAUCGCUUCCCCGAUAUCCUCCGUCCUAGCCGAUCACUUCGGUCGAAAGCCUGUCAUAUUGCUAUCGGACCUGCUCUUUGUAUUCGGCGCCUUGGUGCAGUCCUGUAGCUAUAAAGUAUGGGGAAUGGUACUUGGAAGAUCGAUAGUGGGGGCUGCUGUGGGCGCCGCGAGUUUUGUCACGCCGUUAUAUAUUGCCGAGCUCGCUCCUCCGGCCCAUCGUGGUAGGCUGGUGACGAUGAAUUCUAUGUCCGUCACGUUAGGCCAGGUCGUAGCUUACGUGAUUGGCUGGAUAUUCGCUGAACACGGUGACCCUGCUACAGGAUGGAGAUGGAUGGUAGGCUUGGGUGCUCUGCCGGCUGCUCUGCAGUGCAUUUUCCUGCUAUUCAUGCCUGAAACCCCACGUUGGCUCGUGAAAGUUGGAAAGUCAAUGGAUGCACAGAGGGUUAUUGGGAAGACAAUAGGGACCGACGUAAAUACCCAUUUGAUCAUCAGUGUUGUAAAGGGUAUCGAGAGAGAGCUUAGAGAGGAGCAAGGCAACGCGGCGUUGGCAAGUAAUGGAGUGAAGAGCGGUAGUAGUUGGCUCAGGGGAUGGAAUGAAUUACUCAAAGUGCCAAAGAACCGGAGAGCGCUGAUCAUCGCGUGUUUUCUUCAGGGCCUGCAACAGUUUUGCGGCUUCAACUCGUUGAUGUAUUUUUCUGCAACGAUUUUCACGAUGCUAGGUUUUUCGAUACCAACACUCACGUCAUUGACUGUUGCUGCGACUAACUUUGCUUUUACCGUACUUGCAUUAUUCUUGGUCGACAGAAUUGGUCGUAGGCGGAUAUUGCUAUACUCAAUACCCUUUAUGGUAGCCGGCCUUUUCAUGUCUGCCUUUGGCUUCACUUUGGUGAAACUACCUAAUAGCAGCGCUCCCACACCUGCGAUCACCGAUGUUGACCCGCCGACGUCGUCUCAAAAUGCUGCGGUUGUUAUCCUGAUAAGCAUUAUGCUAUAUGUGUCUUCUUAUGCCAUAGGACUUGGGAAUGUCCCCUGGAUGCAAAGUGAGCUCUUUCCGCUCAGUGUAAGGUCGCUUGGUAGCGGCGUAUCAACUGCUAUGAACUGGCUGGCAAAUUUCAUAAUUGGUUUAACAUUCUUACCCUUGAUGGAUUUGCUGACUCCGUCGGUGACAUUCGGAUUAUACGGACUUAUCUGCGUUGUUGGAUGGUUUGGUGUCUGGAAGAUAUAUCCGGAAACAGCGGGUUUAAGUCUCGAGGAAGUCACUGGUCUCUUAGAACACGGUUGGGGCGUUGAAUAAGCAUGCUCGUGUCCUUUCUGUUGAUGGACAGCUGAUCCCUUGAAGCCAACAGGUGGUUGUGAAGGAUCGGGUUGUUAGAAAACGGUAGCCCGAUGGCCGAGGCCGAUACCAAUACCGAUGCGCAUUCGGCCGAUGACGAAUUUAGACCUACAUCGGAGUGUCCGUCCGCGUGACGUGCUAGGUAAAUCUUCUGUUACGGCCGUUGUCAGCUUUCGGCUUACUCCUCCGUACGUACCGGAAUCGAUGUCUCGCUUAUAACACCCCGCAGCCACAUGUACGUACAUCAUGAUAGAUGGUAAAUUCGGUUUCGCAGCGGCUCGAUCCACUUGUAUAAACAAUCUUGGAUUACAUAUGUAAUAGUAUUAUAGCUUUUCAAUCUAAUUAUCAACUAGAUCUUCUCCAUAGUGUGUAAGGGGCGGAAAACGUCGGUGAAACCGCUGGGCACCAAUACAGAUGUAGCAAAUAUUUGCGGUAACAGCUUUCAUGCAUAAGUAACUACCGCGGAACUCGUAGCGGAAGGGCAUUUAUUGAGUGAAUCCGACGUCCCAUUGCCGAGUAGCCUCAGAAGCGGUCUAUGACCGCUAGAAGUACAUAGAUAAGGCAUACGUUAGGAGCGCGAGUGCCUGUGUAAUUCGUAGUAAUCCGGUAGGAACUAUUACUAUGCAUUCAGAAAUAGAAUCUCACCAACAUUUUG
Molecule: messenger RNA, 2594 nt
Organism: Annulohypoxylon truncatum
Lineage: Eukaryota; Fungi; Ascomycota; Sordariomycetes; Xylariales; Hypoxylaceae
Product: general substrate transporter
Exons: 4
Coding region: 314-1900 (528 amino acids)
Biological process (GO): transmembrane transport
Cellular component (GO): membrane
Molecular function (GO): myo-inositol:proton symporter activity
Source: RefSeq, a predicted model, not a curated record